UAGUCGAGCAUUUUUAGAAAAGGCAACGACAAAUACUCUGGUGCAAUUGUUUUUCUUUUCAAUCUCCUCAUCCCUCUCACUUUUACCUCUCCUCUGAACCCGCCAUUGCCGUCAAUUUCUCAGCUCAUAAACCCUAAAAACCCAGCAUCAAUAUGAUUCAAACCCUGUAAACAUCCAUAAAGAAAGCGAUUACUUCGUCGUUUCUCUUCAAUUCGAACUUCUCCGAUUCGCAACACAUAAACCCUAAAAACAAUUUUCCGGUUGAUUCAAAAAGGGAUUCAAGAUGAGGAUUAUGAUUAAAGGAGGUGUUUGGAAGAACACCGAAGAUGAAAUCCUUAAAGCUGCGGUUAUGAAAUAUGGGAAGAAUCAAUGGGCUCGAAUUUCUUCUCUCCUUGUUCGUAAAUCUGCAAAGCAGUGUAAAGCUCGCUGGUAUGAAUGGCUUGACCCUUCCAUCAAGAAGACAGAGUGGACUCGAGAAGAAGAUGAAAAGCUACUUCAUCUCGCAAAGCUUAUGCCUACUCAGUGGAGGACUAUAGCGCCUAUUGUUGGCCGUACUCCAUCUCAGUGUCUCGAGCGUUACGAGAAACUUCUUGAUGCAGCUUGUACUAAGGAUGAUAACUAUGAACCUGGAGAUGACCCACGUAAAUUGCGUCCUGGAGAAAUUGAUCCCAAUCCUGAAUCUAAGCCUGCACGACCAGAUCCUGUUGAUAUGGAUGAAGAUGAGAAAGAAAUGCUCUCUGAAGCACGAGCUCGGUUAGCCAACACAAGAGGUAAAAAGGCUAAAAGAAAAGCUAGGGAGAAGCAACUUGAAGAGGCAAGGAGGCUCGCUUCUUUGCAGAAAAGAAGAGAACUCAAAGCAGCUGGUAUUGACCCCAGGCAAAGGAAGAGGAAAAGAAAAGGAAUAGAUUAUAAUGCUGAGAUCCCCUUUGAAAAAAGAGCUCCAGCAGGGUUUUAUGAUGUUGCUGAAGAAGAUAGACCUGUAGAGCAGCCUAAAUUUCCCACAACUAUUGAUGAACUUGAAGGGGAGAGAAGGGUUGAUAGGGAAGCACGCUUAAGGAAACAAGACAUUGCAAAGAAUAAGAUUGCCGAGAGGCAAGAUGCUCCAGGAGCAAUAAUGCAAGCCAACAAGCUUAAUGAUCCCGAGACAGUUAGAAAGAGGUCGAAGCUGAUGCUUCCUCCUCCGCAGAUUUCUGACCAGGAGUUGGAGGAAAUUGCACGAAUGGGUUAUGCUAGUGAUCUUUUGGUUGGAAAUCAGGAGCUUGCGGAAGGGAGUGGUGCAACUCAUGCUCUUCUAGCAAAUUAUUCUCAGACACCUCGACAGGGGAUGACACCCAUGCGUACUCCCCAGAGAACCCCUGCUGGGAAGGGUGAUGCUAUCAUGAUGGAAGCUGAAAAUUUGGCUAGACUGAGGGAAUCUCAAACACCAUUGCUUGGUGGAGACAACCCCGAGUUGCAUCCAUCUGAUUUUUCUGGUGUCACUCCAAAGAAGAGGGAUGUUCAAACUCCUAAUCCGAUGCUUACUCCUUCAGCAACUCCUGGAGGAGCAGGUCUUACACCGAGAAUUGGUAUGACUCCCUCCAGGGAUGGUAGUUCUUUUGGUAUGACACCCAAAGGAACUCCUAUCAGGGAUGAACUUCGUAUUAAUGAAGAACUGGAUAUGCAUGAUAGUGCAAAACUUGAACUUCGGAGACAAGCUGAACUAAAAAGGAACCUGCGUACCGGCCUAAGUGGGCUCCCAGAGCCCAAGAAUGAGUAUGAAGUGGUUGUUCGCCCAGCACCUGAGGAUACUGAAGAACCAGAGGAGAAGAUUGAAGAAGACAUGUCUGAUAGGAUAGCUCGUGAGAGGGCUGCAGAGGAAGCGAGACAACAGGCAUUACUCAGAAAGAGAUCAAAAGUGCUGCAAAGGGAGCUUCCUCGACCUCCAGUUGCUUCUGUUGAGCUAAUUAGACAUUCAUUGAUGAGGGCGGGUGAAGACAAGAGCUCAUUUGUCCCUCCUACUGACAUUGAGCAGGCCGAUGAAAUGGUAAGAAAAGAGCUACUGAGCUUGCUGGAGCAUGAUAAUGCUAAGUAUCCACUUAAUGAUAAAGAGCAAAAGAAGGGAUCUAAGCGAAGUGCUAACGGAGUACCUAUCAUUGAGGAAUUUGAAGAAGAUGUGCUGAAAGAGGCCGCUUCUUUCAUUAAGGAGGAGGCUCAGUAUCUAUGUGUUGCAAUGGGACAUCAGGAGGAGACCCUUGAUAAUUUUGUUGAGGCUCACAAUACUUGCUUAAACGAUUUGAUGUACUUCCCCACUCGUAAUGCUUAUGGUCUCUCCAGUGUGGCUGGAACUGUAGAGAAACUUGCGGCCCUACGCAACGAAUUUGAGAAUGUGAAGAGGAAGAUGGAUGAUGAUAAUAAAAAGGCACAACGGCUUGAGAAAAAGAUUGAUGUUCUUACUCAUGGUUACAAGAUGCGGGCUGAUAAAUUGAAGACACAGAUCGAGCUCACAUUCAAACAGAUGAACACUGGUGGGACAGAAUUGGAUUGCUUCCUAGCUUUGCAAAGGCAGGAAAAUUUGGCAGCUUCAUAUAGGAUCAAAGGUCUUUGGGAAGAAGUCCAGAAGCAGAAAGAGGUAGAGAAAACUUUGCAGAAACGUUACGGUGAGCGUGUUGCUGAACAGGAAAGGGUCCAGCAGGUCAUGGAUCAGUACAGACUGCAAGCUCAACAAUUGGAAGAAAUAGAAGUAAAGAAAUGCACGGAAGAGUUGGCUGCCUUUGUAGCUAAAGAGGCUUCUUUUCUGAAAUCUAUAACUCCUGAACCUUCAAGCACUACGGAAGUGGAUGAUUCAUCUAAUUUUGCAGUGCCUAAGCAGGUUGAGGAAGCUCCUGAAGUUAGUUUACAAAAUGACAUUCAUGUAGAUGGUGACGUGGCAUCAAAUGCGGAUAUAAAAAGUAAUUCUCUUGCUUCUGAAACUCCUCUUGAAGAUUCUUCUAAAGAGUCUGAAGCUGCCAAGGAGCAGAAUGUGGAUGAUAACACUAAUGUUGUUGAUGGCAAUUUGGAGAAUUCGGAUGAAGCUGCCAAGGAGCAGAAUGUGGAUGAUAACACUAAUGUUGUUGAUGGCAAUUUGGAGAAUUCGGAUGAAGCUGCCAAGGAGCAGAAUGUGGAUAACACUAAUGUUGUUGAUGGCAAUUUGGAGAAUUCGGAUGAAGCUGCCAAGGAGCAGAAUGCCGGAGAAGCUGUUGAAAAUAAUGGUUUUGUCAAUGGAGAGCCUGUAAUAGAGGCGCAGGGCGUAGAUGGGAAACUCGGUAGCCAAAUCAACAAGGCAGAAGAGGGGGACGAAACUAUGACAGAGGAUGCUGGCAAUCCUGUUGAAAGUGUGGAAAAUGGUGCAAGUGAUAACCUAGUGUGAAACUGGCUUGCAAAUUUCAGUAACAGGUUAUUGUUAUCUGUUGGAACCCACUACACCUAUAAAGGAGAGGUUAAAGAGAUGAUAUGAAGAGAUUAUCUGAAGUUUAUUGGGUUGUCAUUUUUGCUUGAGCGUUAUUCUUUUCGCGAAUAUGGAUGUUAAAACCGUGGAGCUUUCUUUUGGCUUCCAUCAAUCUUGAUCAUAUUACCAGGUUUUCUGCUGUUAGAACAAGUCUGAAAUAUGUUGACUUCUGUGGACAUAUAGCAUAUUUUGACCUUAUCAGAUGAUUUCUUUUGAAGGUAUAUCUUUUCCAGAAACAACAAUCUGAUUUGUGUUUUAGAAGUUGUGUUAUUGCCUGGGAAGCUGCUUGAUAAUGCUUGAAUACUUGGAGGAUAGUUUGCUUCAAUGUAACUGGUAAUACUCUGUAAUUCUAUAUGCAACUGUACUGAGAUAUUGCUUGAGCUGUGCCCAAGUUGUUCUAUCAUCUGAAUUUUGUUCUUGUUGAGUA
Spinacia oleracea (spinach) is the source of this 3890-nucleotide messenger RNA. Its product is annotated as cell division cycle 5-like protein. The transcript has 4 exons. NCBI's taxonomy places the organism in Eukaryota, Viridiplantae, Streptophyta, Magnoliopsida, Caryophyllales, Amaranthaceae. Gene Ontology annotation, cellular component: spliceosomal complex; Prp19 complex. Gene Ontology annotation, biological process: mRNA splicing, via spliceosome. The record is from RefSeq and is a predicted model, not a curated record. Bases 284 to 3385 code for a protein of 1033 amino acids.